Molecule: messenger RNA, 804 nt
Organism: Rhododendron vialii
Lineage: Eukaryota; Viridiplantae; Streptophyta; Magnoliopsida; Ericales; Ericaceae
Product: protein MAINTENANCE OF MERISTEMS-like
Exons: 4
Coding region: 1-804 (267 amino acids)
Source: RefSeq, a predicted model, not a curated record
AUGGCAGCUUACGGGCAGUUCGUGGAGUACUGGGACCACGAGCCUGCGACCGACGAGGAGGCGGCCCAGACGGCUCGAGCAUACUUGCUAUACUUGUUCGGGGCUUCUCUGUUCCCGAACAGGCGUAGCCGGGUGCACCUGUGCUAUCUAGCGGGCUUGGUCGACUUAGGACAGGCGGGAUGCUUCGACUGGGGAGGUGCUGCUCUGUGCACGCUCUACUGUCUCCUUGGAGCUGCUUCUCGCGGGGUUGGAGACACAGUUGGAGGGUACUGGCGGGUGUUUGAGCUUUGGGCUUACGAGGUUCUCGGGAUGUUCCCACCUGAGAAUACUUGUACGGACUCGAACUUACUCCCACGCGGCUUAGCCUGGGGUAAGGCGUACCGGAGAGCAAAGGAGCGACGAGGAGAGGUGAUGACUUUCCGGCGCCGGCUGGACAACCUGACAGGGGUUGUGGUUCGCUGGGACCGGUGGGCAGGGAUGGAGGCUGACUUCCUUCCGAGGAGUCGGGAGGUGACGCAGAGCAGGGUCCUACUGGAGUGCCCACUGGGUUGGCAGUGGUACCUGGGGGAUCGAAGGACUGAGUCCUACACUCGUGCUGAGCUUGAGCUGUUCACCGUGCCGGACACGGAUCUAGAGAGGCACCUGCGACGCCCCUUGGACUAUGCUGCUUAUGCAGAUCGGUACCUGGCGAGGAGCCUGAGGGUGGAGGAGGAGUUCGAGAGACGGGUAGCUGGAGUGGGGGCUUGGAGGGACGAGGGCGGAGCGCGGAGCCGCGGUGGUCGCUCUACACGGGGUCGGGGAUGA